UCUUAUAUCAUUAUUCCUUCUUUUAUUUUCGAGAUGAAGCAAGCACUGGUGUUUACAUUAAUCUUUUGUUUUCUCAUACAAACAAAUGGAUUGUCCAUAUUCACGGACAGCAGCGACAACAGUUCUACUCUACUGGACAUAAGUGAUACGGACUCCAAAACUGUGGACGUCUUCCGGCAAUUACUGAACCAAGAAACAAUCAUUAGAAUGUCACUAGUGAAAAACGUACACGCUUUAAUGAAGGACAUGCUCGAUCUGAAGAAAAGUAUGGAGACAUUGGAAACAUCUCAGCAGAAAACAGAUGUAGAAGUUGCCGCCUUAAAACAGGAGGUUGAUAAACUAAAAAGACAAAACCAAAGGUUUGAGCUUGAACACAGGCGCUAUGAAGAAACGUUUAGAGCUGUUACAGAAAAUUUUACGAAAAUCGACGAGCACAUUCAACAGGUUGUGGCGCAAUUGGAGGAGGAAAGAGAGAAUUUCGAGACAAACACUAGCGCAGUACUGGAGGAUCUUAAAGUAGAAGUUCGGUAUCUGUCAGUCACUCUUCUUGACUUAAAUAAACACACGUUGGAAAUUGACAAGAAAUUUCCUGAAAUGAUAGAAGAAAAAUAUGAACAGAUAUCAUUACGAUUGAACACAUCUGUGGAGAGCCUGAAUAGUGAUAUAAUGACAACAAAUAAAACAAUGUUAAAAUCAAUGUCUGACCUCGAACACUCGCAAAUUAUUAUACAGAAUUCUAUAUCUGUCGACAUCAAUAAAACAUUAGACGAGCUGAUGGCGGAAGUGAAGCAAUCUAAGUAUGACCAACUGCAGCUGUCUUCCACAGUGUCGUCUCUCGAGGUGUUCCGAAUGAAUUUGACGAACAACAUAUUUGGAAAGAAGGUAGUUUUUUCUGCCACAAUGACGUCUUCUGAUACUUCUUGGAGCGGUGGAACGCUUGUUUUUCCUUCUGUUAUCACUAAUGAAGAAAAUGGAUACAACCCGAGUAACGGAAUAUUUACUGCUCCUAUUGGCGGAACGUACGUCUUCUUUGUGAAUGUUCAAAGUUAUAGUUCACAAACAAUGUAUGUAGACAUUGUAUUGAAUGGAUCAACAAAAGUUAGAACUAUGGCCUACAGUGAUAAUUAUGAGGCGGGUCCCAAUAUGGUGGUGCUUACAAUUCAGAAAGGAGACGCAGUGUGGGUCAGACAUUACUCUGGUACAGGUUAUUAUACUGAUGGUCCUAUUACCACUUUCUCCGGUUUUCUCUUAUCAUCAUAUAUAUAAUAAAUCCAUUACUUAUAGUGUUCACCGAACCCUUAAUAUGUAUUC
Messenger RNA from Saccostrea echinata, 1311 nucleotides. RefSeq names its product multimerin-2-like. The coding region runs from base 34 to 1266 and encodes 410 amino acids. Gene Ontology annotation, molecular function: protein binding. NCBI's taxonomy places the organism in Eukaryota, Metazoa, Mollusca, Bivalvia, Ostreida, Ostreidae. The record is from RefSeq and is a predicted model, not a curated record. The transcript has 3 exons.